Messenger RNA from Camellia sinensis, 3072 nucleotides. RefSeq lists its product as uncharacterized. NCBI's taxonomy places the organism in Eukaryota, Viridiplantae, Streptophyta, Magnoliopsida, Ericales, Theaceae. The record is from RefSeq and is a predicted model, not a curated record.
UUUUAGAACAUUUUUUAGAGUGUAAAUAGUUUGGUUGGGUUUGGACUUGAGGCGGGGUUGGGUCUGAAACAUCAUAGACCGCAGUUGGCCUCGUUUCUGCCGAGUUGUCUCUGCUCUGGUUUGUCGACCCGGCGUGGGCCGUGUCCCUGUCCCAGAACAAAGACAGACAGAGUCUGCGCCUAUCCUCUCUCUCUCUCUCUCUCUCUCUCUCUCUUGCCUGUGGUUGCUUUCGUCUGGAUUGUGGAUUUCCUCUCUCUCUCUCUCUCCCCUCUUCGAUCUAUCUCACCUUCACCACCUCUUGCUGGUAAGCAACCUCUCUCUCUCUCUCUCUAUAUAUAUAUAUAUAUAUAUAUGCUGAAACAGGAGGGUUUGGAACACAAGGAGGGACCGACUUACUUUAAAGGCUUAAUAUUUCCCAUGGCAUCUGAUUUGCAUAGUAUGGAUCCAAUUCAUGCAAUCAGAAAUGGACUAAAUUGACAUCUCCUUUGGUUAAUAGCUUCUGGUAUUAUAUUUCAUGGCUCGGAAGGGAAGCCAACAGAAGAAUGGGUUGGAUCGCAAUUCAUCGAGCAACAAGAAAGGAGUUUCAGAUUCAGGGUGUGCAUUGCCAAACACUAAGAAAAGAGGAAAAGUAAGCCAGGGAAAGGUUGUUGGUGGGGAGGAACUCCCAAAUGGUAACCACCCGAGCGUACCUAGUUCAGAAAGUGUGAAUGAAACUGAUCAUAUUGGAGAUGAGAACAAAAGCAAGCAAAAGUCCAGGAAGUUAAUGAGAAAAGAGAAGCAAGGUAUGAGUGUGACUCAGGGUGUAGAGCAACUGGUGCCCUGUGACAGUAAUUCAGGAGAUAGCGUAGAAAAUUUACCUACGAUGGAAGCUUCUGGUUCAAGAGAUGAAAAUGGAACACCACCAAACAGUAAUCAUGGUUCAAUGUAUUCAAAAAGUAGUUUUGGCCACUCACCAAAUGGAUUGCACACAGAUGAUACAAUGGGUAAUUUUGAGUCAGACACAGUUGUUGGGCAUUUGAGUGCUUCAGCUUUGUCCAUUUUCAAGGGAGCUACUGAAUGGCUAGAAAGGCAGAAACCAUUGUUUAUUACUCUGACAGCCAACAUGUCAAAUGCUGCUUGUUUUGUUCGGAAGAAAGUUGAACAUGCAUAUCCAAUUGUCUUGAGAUGGCUCAUGUAUUUUGGAAACAUAAUGCUUCUUUUGUCAAUGGUUUGGUUGGAUAGUGCUCUGAGGGGCAUUGACUCCUUUCUACACAUGGGGACAACAUCCUUCUUCUCAAUUAUAUGGUGCAGCAUUCUGUCAAUAAUUGCAAUGAUUGGAAUGUUCAAGUUUGCCGUGGUCUUGGUUGUAACGGCUUUGGUGGGACUUCUUGUUGGUUUCACCAUUGCAAUUCUGUUAAUUGGCAUUUCUGGAAUUGUUUUCUUGUGGUUUUGUGGAAGUUUUUGGACAACAGGACUUGUCAUUUGUUCUGGAGGGUUGGCAUUCAUGUUGAGCCACGAACGCCUUGCGCUGUUAAUAACCACUUCGUAUUCCAUAUACUGUGCAUGGACAUAUGUUGGGUGGCUUGGCUUACUAUUGGCUUUGAAUUUAUCUUUCAUCUCUAGCGAUGCUCUAAUAUACUUUCUGAAGAACAACAUGAAUGAGCAUAGGAGGCCGCACCGGGCCACUGAACAAACAGCGGGAAAGCAAGGUCAAUCAGGCUUCUUCUAUAGUGAGCCUGAGUUUUCAUGUCCUGAAACUGGUUCUGGUCCAUCAGCUGAUCGUAGCCCGGGAAUACCAUCUACUAGCGGGACUGAUUCUGAGAUAACAUCUGAAGAUGAAGUUGUUAGGUUGUUAAACUGUACAGAUCAUUAUUCGGUGUUGGGCCUGUCCCGGUAUGAAAAUGUAGACGUUUCUAUACUUAAGCGGGAGUAUAGGAAAAAGGCAAUGCUGGUUCAUCCUGAUAAAAAUAUGGGCAAUGAAAAGGCUGUGGAAGCUUUUAAGAAACUUCAGAAUGCAUAUGAGGUUUUACUUGAUUCCUUAAAGCGAAAAGAAUAUGAUGAUGAAUUAAGGAGGGAGGACCUCCUGAACUGCUUCCGUAGGUGCUUCCGCAGGUUUCAAAAUGCAUCUCAAAAGAAUGGAAGGCAUAAGUUCUUUGCCUCUGGAUUUGCGCGCACAGACGCUGAUGGUGAGGACCCUCUUGUAGAGGCAAGACAGAUUUCCUGUAGAAAGUGUGGAAAUUUUCAUAUCUGGUUUCACACCAAAAAAUCAAAAUCUACAGCCAGAUGGUGCCAGGAUUGCAAAGAUUUUCAUCAAGCGAAAGAUGGAGAUGGAUGGCUUGAACAAUCUUCGCAACCAUUAUUGUUCGGAAUAUUGCAAAAGGUAGAUCCUCCUCGUGCAUAUGUUUGUGCUGAUGGCAAGAUAUAUGAUGCAACUGAAUGGUACAUUUGUCAGGGAAUGAGAUGUCCGGCCAAUUCUCACAAGCCAAGCUUUCAUGUGAACCCAAGUUUAACUGCAAAGCAUAACAACGGGAAGGGAACAAGCUCAGGGCAACGAGGAGGCGCAAUGCCAUCAUCUAAUCUUGAAGAGGGCAUGACAGAGGAGGAAUUCUUCGAGUGGUUACAGAAUGCCGCACAAGCAGGCAUGUUUGACGAUUUUCCUGGCAGCACUUCAAGUGAAAGCCCAUCUACGAGGCCCGGGAACUUCUCCAAGAGUGCUGGCAGCAGUAGUGGCAGCAAGCGAAAGAAAAAAGGAAAGAAGCAAUGGUAGGGUAAAAAAAAUUUGCAAGCCUGAUAAAGAGGGUUUAUAGGCUUGGGUAAAGACCUGUCUGUAGUCUUUUUGUCAAAAUGAAGGCCCCAGGGUAAAUCUGCUAAGUAUACAUGGGUAUGAAUUUGACCAAUUGGUCUCCCUUUAGCCUGCAUCAUACAGAGUUUGUAAAGCUUCAUCCUCCCUCUCUUCCCCAUCUCGUCUUUCUUUUAAAAAUAUACCCUGGAGCAUUGUAUCGGUUUGAAGUAGAAUGCCCACAAAGUUUGGCAAAUAUUCUCACAUCGAGUACUUUCCUGCCGUGCCCUACUGUUUUUUCUUUGUGAAGUUCU